Messenger RNA from Coccidioides immitis RS, 567 nucleotides. RefSeq lists its product as uncharacterized. The record is from RefSeq and is a predicted model, not a curated record. The transcript is spliced from 2 exons. The coding region runs from base 1 to 567 and encodes 188 amino acids. Lineage: Eukaryota; Fungi; Ascomycota; Eurotiomycetes; Onygenales; Onygenaceae.
AUGAAUAUUGCUGGCAACAUUCUGUUAUUAAGUUACUUUAGAAGACUGCUGAAGCAAUCUUGUGCACUCUAUUUAAACUCUGUUAUGGUAAUAAUGUACCAUAAGUAUGUUACAGUUAACAUUAAUGACAUGAAGCUCAUUCUUGGCAUCAGUACCAUGACUGAAUUGAACUAUUUUAGCCUGAUUAAUAUAUCUGAUUGCCCUGCCCCUGCUGCCCCUGCCCCUGCCACUAUUACCUGCCACCUGUGUUUUGUCCCUGCUCCACCAACUACUGCUACUGCUUCACCAUCACUGCUACUGCUCACCAUUAUCUUUCUGUCUUCCCCUGGUGCUGACAGGGUCUUCAUCUGUCAAAUAGCAGGUAUUAGAGCCCCUGUCUGGUUCACAAAGCUGGUUCUGGAGGAGCAGAAGAAGGAGGAGAAGGAGAAGAAGAAGAAGAAGAAGAAGAGAGAGAAGAAGAAGAAGAAGAAGAAGAAGAAAGAGAAAGAAAAUUAUAAUAAUAAUAAGAAUGAUGAUGAUGACAAGAACAAUAACAAUAAUAAUGAUGAUGAUAAACUUGUCAUUUAG